UAAAAUGGUCUUCGUAGCGAUUCCCAGAUAGAGACUACAAUUAGGGCUCUGAGAAUUCCCCUCCGAUCUCCCGAUCUCCCGAUCUCCCCUAAUUUCUAGCGUUUCCGUCGCGAUUUCGAUCGGCUUCGGUUCGAGGGGAAGCCCUCGGUGCUGACGAUCUCCGCCUAAGAUUUGUUGGAGGAUAUGAGAGCGUCGGAGGAACUCCUGGCCGCGAUGUCCCUCGCCGGCGCGCCGGCGGAGUCUGCGGAUGAAUUUACGGAGGGUUCGUCGUCUCGGAGCGCACUGAUCUCGUCCUCGUGGAUCGUGGGUUGCCACGGGCUCCCGUACAACCUCGCGUUGAUCGUCCCCUCGGCUCUCUUCGUCGUCUAUCUCGCCUCGAAGGCACGGAAGAGCUUUGCGAAGCUCACAUAUGGCCAUUCUUACGUCAUGAUGGCCUAUUACGCUCUCCUGUGGGUCGUCACCGUUCUCAAUCUCUCUUGGUGUCUCGUGCAGGCAUGGGAAUGUACUACUGCUAAGGAAUUAUCUUGGAACAUGUUGUCAUUGUUUACAGAAUCUGGGAUGUUGCUUUUGGAAGUUAGCUUGCUGGCCUUUCUACUCCAAGGAAAUCAUGCAGGUGGAUUGGAAGUUCUAACACGUACUUUUGUUGUCUCAGGAGUAAUUGUCGCUGCUGAUACAUUACUGAAGGCCAUCUAUAUAUUUGGUUUUGGAGUUCCAUUAUUCGCAGACAAGAACAAAACAGCAAAUAGUGGAAGAUGGGGAUUGUGGAUUAUCCACAAGAUGUUGCUUACUGCUGUCUAUGGUUUCAUUUUCUUCAUGCACCACUCAAAGUGGAGAGAAAGGUUACCAGCAAGACCGGCAUUCUACAAAUACGUUUGUGCAAUGUUGUUGUUAAAUACAAUGUCCCUAUUUGGCUGUCUGCUUGCUGGAAAUGGAGCUGGAUUUGGGAUCUGGCUGUUCAAUCUGACAAUGAUAUGCUACCACUCUCUUUAUCUUCCACUUCUAUACAUGGUCUUCCUAGCAGAUUUUUUCCAGGAAGAAGAUUUGCGUUUGGAGAACGUGUACUACUCGGAAAUGAAAGAUGCUGGUUUCUUUGAUGACGAUUGGGAAUAAGAACAUCAGCUUAAUAGGCUGCCGUGAUUGCAGGCUACUGAUGGUGUCAUACUGGCAUCAAACUCUACUGUAAAGGAUGGCAAAGUGUGUUCUUACUUGAUUCGGGAUAGAAGAGACAAGAUGACAUUUUCAUUUGAAUCUGGAAUCACAUUUUGAUGGUGUCUCGACCUUUUCUCGGGUUUGUUGGCUGUUUCUAUUACCAGAAUCGUUAGGAGAUGUUUUUGACUCUUCUCUUCUAUAUCUGCGUGGAUAGCUGUCCUCACAGAUUAUUUUAAUCCUCUUUCACGAUAA
Musa acuminata AAA Group (dessert banana) is the source of this 1401-nucleotide messenger RNA. RefSeq names its product protein CANDIDATE G-PROTEIN COUPLED RECEPTOR 2-like. NCBI's taxonomy places the organism in Eukaryota, Viridiplantae, Streptophyta, Magnoliopsida, Zingiberales, Musaceae. Gene Ontology annotation, molecular function: G protein-coupled receptor activity. Gene Ontology annotation, cellular component: plasma membrane. Bases 184 to 1110 code for a protein of 308 amino acids. The record is from RefSeq and is a predicted model, not a curated record. Gene Ontology annotation, biological process: G protein-coupled receptor signaling pathway. The transcript is spliced from 7 exons.